Capsicum annuum is the source of this 1505-nucleotide messenger RNA. RefSeq names its product transmembrane ascorbate ferrireductase 1. The transcript is spliced from 5 exons. The coding region runs from base 356 to 1024 and encodes 222 amino acids. Gene Ontology annotation, molecular function: oxidoreductase activity. The record is from RefSeq and is a predicted model, not a curated record. NCBI's taxonomy places the organism in Eukaryota, Viridiplantae, Streptophyta, Magnoliopsida, Solanales, Solanaceae.
AUCAUUUGGUACAGAUAUCAUGAAAUUAUUUUAUCUCAUUCUUCAUCUGCGAUAGUAAUUUUAUUAUUUUAAUAUAAAUAGUAGAAUAAAAUAAUUUUAAAAUUAAAUAAUACCUUAUAGUAAAUAUAAAAUAAAAUUAAUUCAAAAUUUUAUCCCAAAUUAUUUUGCUUAUUCCUUUUUUGCUUAUUCCUUCCGCAAACGACCCUUCAGGGAUAGUAUCCAACUUUCCCCCAACAAAUGUAAAAUAAAAUAAGGCUAAAGGCAGUUGAGAGAGAGAGAGAGAAAUAGGAUAACAGAAACUCCAUAUUUUGUGCGUUGUUCUCUAGUUGCACGUCUUAAGAGAAGAAGAACAGAGAUGGCAACAGGGCUGAAAGCACUGCCUUUUUCAUUUGGGGCACACUUUCUUGCCUUAAUUGCUGCUAUUAUGGUCUUAGUUUGGUGUAUUCACUUUAGGGGUGGCUUGGCUUGGGAAGCUGAAAACAAAAAUCUCAUCUUUAAUAUUCACCCGGUAUUGAUGCUUAUUGGCUUCAUUAUACUUGGGGGAGAAGCCAUCAUGAGUUACAAAUCUUUCCCCCUGGAGAAGCAGGUGAAGAAAAAAAUACAUCUAGUUUUACAUGCUAUCGCCCUCAUACUUGGAAUAAUUGGAAUCUAUACCGCAUUCAAAAAUCACAAUGAAAGCAACAUUCCCAACAUGUACAGUUUACAUUCCUGGGUUGGAAUAGGAGCUAUUACUCUUUACGGCAUUCAGAGCCCAUGUCUAAGGCAAUCUCAUGGCGAGUGGGCAAACUUGCAGAGUGUAGUUUUACAAGAGGGUCGGCCAAUGAGAGCCAACCCUUUGUGUUUCCACAAAUUAUGUCGGCCAUAUGUCUUGAUAGCCAUACAGCACUCACCGCAAAGUGGAUUUAUGGCUUUGUGGUGUUCUUCUACCCUGGAGGUAGUUCUGAAAUCAGACGCCAUUCACUUCCCUGGCAUGUGCUUUUUGGAAUGUUUGUAUAUGUCGCAGCUGUUGCAAAUGCCUGUUUAGGAUUCCUUGAGAAGCUCACAUUCCUGGAAGUCAAUGGUUUGGAAAAAUAUGGUUCUGAGGCCUUCCUAGUUAACUUUACCGCCAUUGCUACAGUUCUGUAUGGGGUCUUUGUGUUUCUGACUAUUCUUUCUGAGGCUCCCACUUCGGAUGAUCAUAGUUACACAGCCAUCUCUUGAAUUCCACUAAGCUAUUGUUGCAUAUCGCGUGAACUAGCAGAACUCUUACUAGUGCCUUUCUACCUUCCAUACUUUGAUCAUCUUGUAUUAUUUUGUUCAAUCAUGUACCUCUUUGUAUAGUAAAGUAAGACUCAGUUCUCUGUAUUAUUGUAAUCAUGAUAAGCAGAAUCUUGAUGUGUGUAUGUUAUUAAUGGGAGCUAAGAUUUGUAUGUAGAUUAUUGUGGUGGGAGGCCUUGAAAACUUUGGGUACUUCUGCCCAAAUUUAUUCUACUAGUUGUCUGGGUGACUGGAAUUGCUUCAACCAA